Molecule: messenger RNA, 1714 nt
Organism: Corticium candelabrum
Lineage: Eukaryota; Metazoa; Porifera; Homoscleromorpha; Homosclerophorida; Plakinidae
Product: steryl-sulfatase-like
Exons: 10
Coding region: 29-1513 (494 amino acids)
Molecular function (GO): arylsulfatase activity
Source: RefSeq, a predicted model, not a curated record
CUCGUGAGCAGUGAGUAGAGCUUGACUCAUGAUGCUAGGUUCAUUCACUGCACUUGUUAUAGGGUUCACGGCGAUCACCCUAAAGAUCUCGAGCGCAGCAAUGUCAGACAUGCCAAAUUUUGUCUUCGUCAUGGCAGACGAUUAUGGUUGGGGUGAUGUGGGCUACAACAACGGUACUGCUGACACUCCCAAUCUUGAUGCAAUGGCUUUUGGACAGCACAGUUUGAGGCUACAGCGAUACUACAGCGGAGGUCCUGUAUGUUCGCCAACACGUGGUACAGUGCUCACAGGCAGAAAUCACAACAGAUACUGUGUUUGGAGUGCUAACGCAGGAGGAAAUUCUCCAGACUUUAAAAUUCCUGAAACGAUGCCGUUGCCUACAAGUGAAUUUACUGUAGCAGAAGCCCUAAAAAAGGAAAACUACGCUACUGGUUUAUUUGGAAAAUGGCAUCUUGGGGACUUUAGAAAGCUUCCCAAAGGAAACAAGAAGUGGCCUGUAUCUCAUCCAGGAAUGCACGGUUUCGAUACAUGGUUAGCAACUGAACGUUCUGCACCCACAGCAACUCUAAACUGCGGAUGCUUCAAUCAGAGCGAUUGUAUAAAAGGUCACUAUAGUAAUGAGACGUUUCCUUGCACAAAUUACUGGACGAUAGAUCAAAAGAAUAGCCUGAAUAACGUCACUACACUUGAGGAUGGGGAUGACUCACAGUUUAUAUUGGAUCACGUGGAAGAUUUUAUAAAGUCUGCUGUCAAGAACAACAAACCGUUCUUUGUCUACGUUCCCUUGCAUGCAGUUCACAUCAAGUAUAUUGCAGUCGCUCCUUACAAGAGCAUGUACAGCAAGAAAGGAUACGAUCAAAACCAUACAGACUACUAUGGAGCAAUCACAGCAAUGGAUGCUCAGGUGGGAAGACUAAGAAAGCUGUUAGAAGAUCUUGAGGUUCAAAACAAUACUUUGCUAUGGUUUGCAAGUGACAAUGGUCCCGAGCAUCACACGCCUGGCAUGACCAAUGGACUGAGAGGUCGCAAGCGCGAUCUAACAGAAGGUGGUAUUCGAGUUCCUGGAAUUAUAGAAUGGCCUGCAAGAGUAAAGAAAAACCGAGUCGUGCAGUCGCCUGUCGUUUCCAGUGAUCUGAUGCCUACAGUCCUUGACAUUCUAAACCUUUCAAUGCCAGACAAAAGACCAGUUGACGGAGUCUCAGUGUUGCCAGUUAUUGAACAAAAAUCACAAUCGAGACCACGUCCAGCUGGGUUUGCGUACAGAGUGCCAGGAAACUUCAACGGAACAUACAAUGCAGCAUGGGUAGACAACAGGUAUAAAAUAUUUGCUCUCUACAAGAAUGGAGUUGUUUCUGAGUCUUAUUUGUAUGAUCUGGGUAAUGAUAUGGCAGAAACUACUGAUUUGUCAAGUAAAAUGCCACAACUAAAAACGAAGAUGCUCGACGAGAUGGAAGAAUGGCGCCAGACAGUAAUUAUUAGCGCCCAUGGAAUUGGCUGUUUGUCUAAGUCGUGAAAUUUUAACUUUCUUCUGCUCUUGUACUUUGCACGCUUUUACGACAUUUGCGAUUACUUCUACAUUGCAUGAGUUGAAAACGAGUCACACUAGUUACUUCAAAGUACUUCAUGCAAUUACGCGCUGACUAAUUAAAAUUACGCUUUGUAUUUUUUAACAAGUUUGUCGACAAACAAACCGAUGUCUAAAGAUAUGACGCAA